This is a messenger RNA of Erythranthe guttata (spotted monkey flower), 1573 nucleotides long. RefSeq names its product GDSL-like Lipase/Acylhydrolase superfamily protein. The record is from RefSeq and is a predicted model, not a curated record. NCBI's taxonomy places the organism in Eukaryota, Viridiplantae, Streptophyta, Magnoliopsida, Lamiales, Phrymaceae. Gene Ontology annotation, molecular function: hydrolase activity, acting on ester bonds.
CAUACAUAUCAUGCUACUAUUCUUAGCUUCCUUCCAAAAUUAGCCGUUGCCAAUGGAUACUAUCCAUCCACCAAUUCUCGGACUAACCUUUCAGCUUUAUGUAUGUAUGUGCGUGUGUAUAUAUAUAUAUAUAUAUAUACUGGCAAAAUUCUCUUUGAAAAACAAAUAUAAAAAUAUAAAAAUUAGAGCUAGGUAGGUAUGGGUUUAGCAGCAGUAGUAAGUAGUAGCAAAAGGAGGAGGUUUAUGUGUAUUUGUUUAAUGGUGGUGUUGAUUUAUGUAAAUGUAGUACUAGUGUGCUCAUCCACCACCAGCACCACCACUAGUAGUACUGUUGCUGAUGAAGAUGAUGGUGAUAGUGGUAGUGGUGGCUCACAAGGUGGUGGUGCAGCAGCAGCAGCAGGAGCAGCACAGGCGAGCGCACUAUUCGUGUUUGGAGACUCAUUGGUAGAUAAUGGGAACAACAAUUUCCUUAACUCUAUUGCCAAAUCAAACUAUUUUCCAUAUGGUAUUGAUUCCGACACAGGGGCCCCUACCGGCAGAUUCUCCAAUGGAAAUACUUUUGUCGAUUACCUUGGAGCAUGGUUAGGCAUUGCAUCGCCUCCUCCAUUUGCAGAUCCAACGACAACCGGAGCUAGAAUUCUCGGAGGUGUUAAUUAUGCUUCUGCAGCUGCUGGCAUCCUUGAUGAAACCGGCCAACACUACGGGGAAAGGUACUCGUUGAGCCAACAAGUGAUAAACUUUGAAACAACAUUGAGUCAGCUUCGGACAAUGAUCAGCGGCCCUAACUUGAGCAAUUACCUGUCGAAAUCAAUAGCAGUGUUUGUAUUUGGGAGCAAUGACUACAUAAACAACUAUCUAAUGCCUACAAUGUACCCCUCGAGCUUCAACUACAACCCAACCCAGUUUGCCAACCUUGUUCUCAAUCACUACGCUCGACAGCUGGUGGCGCUAUACAGCGUGGGUCUGCGCAAGUUUGUGAUUGCGGGAGUGGGGCCACUAGGCUGCAUACCGAACCAGCUGGCAACAGGGCAGGCCCCACCAGGGAGGUGCGUUGACUAUGUGAACCAAAUAAUUGGUAUAUUCAACCAGGGGCUGGUAUCAUUAGUGAACAUAAUGAACAACGGAACACAUCCAGGAUCAAUGUUCGUGUACGGAAACAGCUACGGUGCAAGUGGGGACAUAUUGAACAAUCCAGGGAAAUACGGAUUCAAAGUGGUGGACAGAGGUUGUUGUGGGAUUGGUAGGAACCAGGGACAGAUAACGUGCAUGCCAUGGACAGCACCAUGCACCAACAGGAAUCAGUAUGUAUUCUGGGAUGCAUUUCACCCAACACAAGCUGUUGAUGCCAUACUUGCUCACAGGCUUUAUGCCGGCCCUCCUUCCGACUCCUACCCAAUCAAUGUUCAACAGUUGGCUCUUAUUAAUUUCUGAUCCCCCCUAUAUCCCAUCCCAUCACCCACCCCCUUUGUUUGUUAAUCAUCAUCCAAACAUACAUGUGUGCUUUUUUUUUUUUUUUUUCCAGUACAAUUUCCUAAUACAAGAAGCUAUUUCCAUUUUUAGUAUAAUCAAUCAA